GAGUCCCGACCCCCAUAUAUCUUCCCGCCCCCUAUAAUUUACCCACGGACGGGCGGACCCCGUCGACCGCGCCAACAGGCAACGGAGUUAGAGAAGAGAGUUUGAGUUCCAGUGUUCCACCUCACCUCACCACCACGUACGCGCGAGCGCGCGCAUGGCCGCGACGGCAUGCGCCUACGGCUACGACGGCGGCCUGGUGCCGCCGCCGCCGCCGCCGGCGCAGGCGAUGGACGCGUUCGACGACAGCGCCCGAGGCCGCCGCCACUGUCCCAUCAUCCACGACCACUAUUCCAUCAUCAACGGCCUCGUCAUGCCUCCACCUCCUCCUCCUCCGCCGCCGCCGCCGCUACCACCUUUCCAUCUCCCUUCGGGCGCCAGCUCCAAGGCGGCAGCGUCUCGCCACCCCGGCCUCUGCACCGAGGGCCUCGGCUCGGAGAGCUCCGAGAGCUCGGGCGACCUCGACCUCGGCGACAUCGUGGCCGACGACGACAUUGAAGACUGCAAGAGGCGGCAGCAGGACGACCAGGAGGAGACGCUGAUGCCGGCGAGGAAAAGGGUGUUCCCCCCGCCCAUAUCGGUCAUCGGCGCCGCCGGGAAGCCGUGGCAGUACCUGAGGGCGCAGCGCGGGGGCGGCCGGCUGGUGCUGCGGGAGGUGAGGAUACCGUCGCGGGAGCUGCUCCACGCCUGCCGGGAGGACGGCCGCCUCAAGCUCCACUUUGCCCACCCGGAGCCGGAGGAACAUCACCAUCUUGCUGAUGAUGAUGAGGAGGAGGAAUGCAACAACCAGCAGACUGCAAUAUAACAGUCAAAAGAGAAGAACCAACACAACAGGGAUUUAGUUUCUUGGUUUAAUAAGUUUUGAGUUAUUAUCGACAAAGAGUCCUAAGAGUGUCCUUCCAAAGAGAUGUAAAUAUCGCAACAAAAUUGGUCAGUUUUUGCAUCCA
Aegilops tauschii subsp. strangulata is the source of this 944-nucleotide messenger RNA. RefSeq lists its product as uncharacterized. NCBI's taxonomy places the organism in Eukaryota, Viridiplantae, Streptophyta, Magnoliopsida, Poales, Poaceae. The record is from RefSeq and is a predicted model, not a curated record.